GAGAAGAGUUGAAUCAAUAUAAGGUCCUCAGUUAUUAAUAGUCAACAAACAAUUUGUAGAAUUCUUAGGCUAACGUCUCGCAUUUGAUUCAUGGUGGCUAUGAGUUGGUUAACAUAACAUAAUGACGAGAUGGAUUUUCUUCUCCAUUAUCAUCCUGGUUAUAUUUGUUGCAAGCUCUUUCAUUCUGGAAAUUGACCUUUCCAAAAUCACAAGCACAGCUAUCCUCAAGACAAUUGUAGUGUUCAAUAAGCAACAACCCCAAUUCCCACUGUACUGCCUCAAUGGAACCUCAGCACCAACCUGUCCAGCAUACUACCCUGAAAAAAUUGAGCUUUAUGAUGAUUCAUCAGCUGCAUCAUGUCCAGAGUACUUCAGAUGGAUCCAUGAAGAUCUUAAACCAUGGGAGAGUGCAGGAAUCACAAGGGACAUGGUGGAAAGAGCCAAAAACAUCUCACAUUUCAGGCUUGUGGUUGUGAAUGGAAAAGCUUAUGUGGAAAAGUAUUCCAAAUCCUUUCAGACAAGGGAUGUGUUCACAAUAUGGGGGAUUUUGCAGCUUCUAAGGCUAUACCCAGGAAAGAUACCAGAUUUGGAGCUAAUGUUUUCAUGUGGAGAUAAGACUGUGGUGCAAAAGAAAGCUUUUCAAGGACCACAAGCCUUGUCACCUCCACCUGUGUUCCAUUACUGUGGAGAGGAAAAUUCAUAUGACAUUGUAUUCCCUGAUUGGACCUUCUGGGGUUGGGCUGAGCUCCACAUAAGACCAUGGGAAACAACAUUGCAGAAUAUACAAAAAGGGAACAAUAAGGCCAAAUGGAAGGAUAGGAUACCCUAUGCUUUUUGGAAGGGCAACCCAGCAGUGUCUCCUAUCAGGAAAGUACUCAGCCAGUGUAACGCCUCAGACGAACAUGAUUGGAAUGCCCGGAUAUAUGGCGUGCAAUGGCAACAGGAGAAAGCUAACCAAUUUCAGGACACGAAACUAGAAGAUCAAUGUGACUACAGGUACAAGAUUUAUGCAGAAGGGGCCACAUGGUCUGUGAGUGAAAAGUACAUAAUAGCAUGUGACUCCAUGACUAUGUUCAUAGAGCCUAGGUUUUAUGACUUCUUUACAAGAAGCAUGGUACCCUUAUUGCACUACUGGCCUGUCAGCGCCAAAAACAUGUGUGAAGAGAUUAAGUUUGCUGUGGAUUGGGGCAAUGCUCACCUUGACAGUGCAGAGGCUAUUGGCAAAGGAGGAACUGACUACAUCAUUGAGAAUUUAAAGAUGAAGUUUGUGUAUGAUUACAUGUUUCACCUGCUAAAUAACUAUGCAAAGCUCUUGAAAUUCAAACCAACAAUACCUGCAGAAGCUGUUGAGGUUUGUUCUGAAAGUAUGGCCUGUUCCCUGCGCGGGGCAAGGAAGCAUUUUAUGGUGGAGUCUAUGGUGAAUUCACCAAGUGAUACACCUCCAUGUACAGUGCCUCCUCCCUAUACAGCUGAAAAACUCCAUGAGGUUCUACAGGAAAAAGAGAAUCGAAUCCAGCAAGUGAAGACGAGGACUGUGAAUAAAGAGCAAUAAAGGCCUGUGUUGUUGUCUAUAUGUAGAUGUAGUUCACACACACACAUACACACCUCUCUUUCUCGAGCAAGAGGGAUCUGCAACACUCUUCAUGCAUGUCAUGCCAAUAAUUAGUUGUAGUGUAACAUUAAAUUAAGCAUAUGAAAAUGUAAAUAAAAAUUCUUGAUCUGAAGAGCAUUUUUUGUUAGUGAAGGAUUUUUAUUUACAUCUUGUAA
This is a messenger RNA of Lotus japonicus, 1767 nucleotides long. RefSeq lists its product as uncharacterized. The transcript is spliced from 6 exons. NCBI's taxonomy places the organism in Eukaryota, Viridiplantae, Streptophyta, Magnoliopsida, Fabales, Fabaceae. The coding region runs from base 122 to 1552 and encodes 476 amino acids. The record is from RefSeq and is a predicted model, not a curated record.